AUGUUUCGGAAACCAGCGGACGAUGACUAUUAUGGUGGUAGUAUUGUGAAGGCUAAACCGCUACCGACUAAGUAUGCUCAGAAACUCGCGAUGGCUGGAAAGGAUUUUGUAACGGGUGGUUGUGAAGGAGGAAGCGGUGUCAGUGGCAAAGAAGCCACCUAUACACGCGAGUCUCUGUCGAGCAGCAACUGUUUAACGGACGACGAAAGAAAUAAGAUCUCCGCGAAGAUCCUCAAAGCGGAAAUGAGAGGGGACACGGAAACCGUGAAGAAGCUGAAACGAAAGCUGGAAGGCGCAGCAUCAAAGUCUGAGGAGUCAGAGAAAACUAUCGUUCUACUGAAGCGGGAUCGUUCCGGAAAUGUAGUGCCUUCUCAAAGUAGCAAACGCUCAUCAGAACACUUUGCUCAGUCGUCUUCACGGAUUCAGCGAGAAUUUGGGAAGGAGCAAGGUGUAAGAGAAAUGGUGCGCGAGGAAAAGUCUUCAACAGCAGAGGAUCAGCUCAUGCUUUUUCAUCGAUCAAUCAUAGUGAGUUACUUUUUCAUUAUGGUAUGUUUACGAGUUAUUUAUUUAAGGAAUGCAAAAUUUUUCGUCCAAGAAUUCGGUUUUCUGAAAACUGAGAAAACAUUAUACUUGUGCACUUUUUGA
This is a messenger RNA of Cooperia oncophora, 645 nucleotides long. NCBI's taxonomy places the organism in Eukaryota, Metazoa, Nematoda, Chromadorea, Rhabditida, Trichostrongylidae. The record is from the annotation of a GenBank genome assembly.